AUGGCUGCUCUUUUCCUCAAGAAGUUAACAUUACAAACUGUAAAGACUGAGAAUUACUACAUUAGAAGAUGUUUGGGCAAAUACAUCUUACAGGGGCUGGCACCCACACAGCUGUCCCCAAGACCGUCCUGCCUCAUUCACGCAAAAGCUUUUAGCACUAAAGACACCCAGGAUGAGAGGACAAAGAAAAAAAAGAACGAGACGGCUUUCAGUAGCGUUGGGAGAAAAAUCAACGAGCGCAUCAUUCACGUGCUGGACGAGAAAGGCAACGACCUGGGCCACAUGCACCGGGCAAACGUGAUCAGGCUCAUGGCCGAGCGGGACCUGCGGCUGGUGAAGAGGGACCCCCACGCGGAGCCCCCGCAGUACCAGCUCCUGACGGGCGCACAGAUCCACCAGGAGCGGCUGCAGCUCAGAGAGGCGGAGAGGGCCAUGCCCAAGCCAGGACCCACCCUGACCAAGGAACUGACCUUUUCUUCAAAUAUUGGACAACAUGAUCUGGACACAAAGAGUAAACAGAUUCAGCAGUGGAUCGAAAAAAAGUACAAAGUCCAGAUUACAGUAAAGAAAGCGAAGAGUGCAGACGAGCCCGAGAAGAAAAUGGAGGAGAUGUGUAAUCGAAUCGUCCAGACCAUGUCUGGAAUUGCAACCUUCUCAUCCCGGCCACAGCCCAUCAGAGGAGGCAAGGCUGUGAUGUGUGUUCUCCGUCCCUUGAGCAAAAAGGAGGAGGCUGCGUGGAGAGCAGCUCUGGGCACCCCGAGAGGAGACACUCUGAACAGGGGAGACGGGAAGGACAGAGCAUCUGGUGUCCUGCCCCAGUGA
Molecule: messenger RNA, 822 nt
Organism: Rangifer tarandus platyrhynchus (Svalbard reindeer)
Lineage: Eukaryota; Metazoa; Chordata; Mammalia; Artiodactyla; Cervidae
Source: the annotation of a GenBank genome assembly